GAGAAACAGAUACUUUAAGCACUGGGAAAGGAUGGUAGCAAAAGUAUGUUGCUGCUGGCACUGAGUACAAGCAAGGGGAGACAAGCCUGUUGCUCUGAAACAAGCUAACUCCUCCUGGGGUGCUGGCAGCAGACUGAUCCUGUGCAGAAAUGUCCCAAGACUGUUCUCCAUGCCUUCAAUGAAAAAAAUAAAUACAUUGUGCACUCUAUUUGACUUUCAUAGAUUUCUGCAUCAGACUAAAGGUGUCUGUGUUUCUCUAGAUACUCUGUUGGAUGAAUAAAAAAUCUGGACCACAGGGAUGGAUUUGCCAGCUACGCGGUAUGUGGAGAGCUCUGUUAGAUCAUAUCUGAACCGAGCUUCCACAGUCCUUUUCAAGUUUGGAGCCAAAGUUGCCUAAGAGGUUGUAAAAUCCCUUUUCCACCAUCCCUCCUCUGCUUGUCUUUCUCCCCCUUGUCCACUUAUGUACACAUAUUCUCUGUGACUACUGCUUUUAAAGCUGGUGGUAUUGCUUGUUGUCUGCCAAAGACAAGCGCAGAAGAGCUCUAUGGGGAUCUCUAGCAUCUGGGCAUCUCUUAACUACGUUUGUGACAACAAUUUCUUUUCUCCCUUACCUGCUGUAUUUACACUGUGCUAAAAGUAUGCUCAGUGCCUCACAGAACAAAUAGUUUGAGAGCUCUCGUCUGUGUCAAGGGAGUCUGAGCUGAAGGCAGAGGAGAUGUAUUGGUGUAGAGAGAAUUUCAUGCAGGAAACUGUUGUGCUGAAAGGAAGAAUUAACUGGUCUUUCAACUUCAGCCUUUUUAUUGUGAGAGGGGAGAUCACAGAAGUGUCACCAUGGGGAGAACAGCAGCUAAAGAUUCAAAGAAUAUUAAAAAAGAGAAAGAUGGAAAGAAUCAGCAGGCAAACAACCCGUCUUUAAAAAGUGAACAGUUUAAUUGGGAUGAUUAUCUGAAAGAGACUGAAUCAGUAGCUGCCCCUCUACAUUGUUUCAGACAGUCUAGAAUUCCACCUACGAAUGAUUUCAAAGUUGGCAUGAAACUGGAAGCCCAUGAUCCUCGCAAUGUUACCUCGGUUUGCAUAGCUACAGUAAUUGGAAUCACUGGUGCCCGGCUAAGGCUGCGGCUGGAUGGAAGUGACAACAAAAAUGAUUUUUGGAGGCUUGUGGAUUCUUCGGACAUACAGCCCAUCGGGACCUGUGAAAAGAAAGGGGGCAUGCUCCAGCCUCCACUUGGGUUCCAGAUGAAUGCAUCUUCUUGGCCAAUGUUUCUCUUAAGAACUCUCAAUGGAGCUGAAAUGGCACCCGCAGCAUUCUUUAAGAAGGAGCCACCAAAACCUGUGCCAAACUGUUUUAAAGUUGGAAUGAAACUUGAAGCUAUAGAUAGAAAGAACCCAUACUUGAUUUGCCCAGCAACCAUUGGAGAUGUUAAAGGAGAUGAAGUUUUUGUUACAUUUGAUGGCUGGAGAGGAGCAUUUGACUAUUGGUGCAGAUGUGAUUCUCGAGAUAUUUUCCCAGUUGGAUGGUGUAGCUUGACAGGAGAUGCAUUACAACCACCAGGGAACAAUGUUUCCAUUACAAAGAGCAGUGCAAAAUUCCAAUCUUCCCCUUCCAAAGUGACCCGGCGUUCAAUGCAGUCUCCACAGAAAUCUGCUCCAGUACCAGCGCAACGGGGCAGGAAACCAGGUCGGGGCAAACCCCCUGGACAGUCUGCAGUUCCCAAGAAGGGCAGGUCUCCUAAAAAUAUUCCCCUGACAAAAAGCACCUCUCAUACUGAAAAUCUUAAAACAAGGAAAAAAAGUUUAAAACCUGGAAAAAAGAAAAAAGUCUUGCUGGAACAACUGAGUCCUGCAUCUCCUUCUCCUCAUUCUUCUCCUGAGGGGGACAGUGGCACUACACAGUUAUUUAAAGAUGGAAUUAGUUUGUCUGGGGCAACUGCAUCAGUUAUAUCCACAGUGUGUGUUUAUGUCAACAAGCAUGGAAAUUCUGGGCCUCACCUGGAUAAGAAGAAGGUUCAGCAGCUUCCAGAUCACUUUGGACCAGGUCCUGUCAAUGUGGUACUUCAGCAGGCUGUACAGGCUUGCGUGGAUUGUGCCUAUCAAUCCAAAACAGUCUUUGGAUUUCUGAAAUCUGGCCAUCACGGAGGGGAAAUGAUAACUGCUUCCUUUGAUGGAGAAAAGCAUGCCAUCAAUCUUCCUUCUGUAAACAGCGCAUCGUUUGUCCUACGCUUCUUGGAGAAACUGUGCCACAGCCUGCAGUGUGAUAAUCUCUUUAGUAGCCAGCCUUUCAGCCCUUACGUGGGAUGUGCACAUAGUCCUACAGAGUAUGACAGGAACAAACCAGCAAAAGAAGAAAUACCUGAAAACAGGAGUGCUAAACGAUACUCUCAGGACUCUCCGCCAUAUUCGGCUCCUCUUUCCCCUAAGCUUCCCAGAAAUGAUGCUCAUCCAUCUGAAGCAGAAACAUUACCUAUAGAGGAAAACAGCAUUUCCAAAGAACACCGAUUUUCUGAGGACUCUAUGGAUUCUGCACUUAGUUCUGUAAAUCCUUCAAGUCCGACCCAUCGAAAUUCCACAGAAUAUCGUACUUCAGGGAGUGCAGCAUAUUACAGAAAUUCCCUUCAGCCAGUGACUGCUACCUCAAAUUCAGCCCCAGUCCUGCGCAGGCUGUCCUUGAGCUCUGCUGGGAGCAGCAGUUACUACGAAGUUAGUAGGAAUCGAAUACAGAGGCAGAUUGAAGCUGCAAGUUCCACAACUGGACCAGAUCUGAAUUCACUAAAAAGGGAACCUUCAAGAAUAUUGAAUAAGGAUCCUUCCACCUGGUCAAUAGAGGAAGUAAUGCAUUUUGUGAAAGAAGCUGAUCCACAGGCACUAGCUCCACAUGCAGAACUCUUUAGGAGACAUGAAAUUGAUGGGAAGGCACUACUCUUACUGAGGAGUGAUAUGAUCAUGAAAUAUAUGGGACUGAAGCUGGGGCCUGCCCUAAAGUUGUGCUACCACAUUGAAAGACUUAAACAAGGAAAGUACUAGCCAGUGGGAAUACCACAAAUACGUGUGUUCGUAUCACGCUAAGCUCUCAGGUUCACAGCCAUCGCCUUUAUUUGAAACUAUUUUACUGAUAUAAAUUAUCUUUAGUUUUUGAAAGUGCUCUCAAAAUGUAAAAAAAGACAUUCAGAAUAAAGGGGGGG
Messenger RNA from Haliaeetus leucocephalus (bald eagle), 3179 nucleotides. It is a transcript of the gene SCML2, whose product is annotated as sex comb on midleg-like 2 (Drosophila). Bases 832 to 3021 code for a protein of 729 amino acids. The transcript is spliced from 15 exons. Gene Ontology annotation, biological process: regulation of DNA-templated transcription. Gene Ontology annotation, molecular function: protein binding. Lineage: Eukaryota; Metazoa; Chordata; Aves; Accipitriformes; Accipitridae. Gene Ontology annotation, cellular component: nucleus. The record is from RefSeq and is a predicted model, not a curated record.